ACAAACUAUAAAUAUUUUUACAAAAAAUUGUUUCCGUAAACGAAGGUUGUUAUGUAUAUUUAUGCAAGACUAAUUAUCAUACAAAAUCAAGUGCUAUGUUCUAUUAAGUGAUCCACUAGAGUAAUGAAGACAUAAAAUCUCUGAACGUCUGACGAAAAUAUCAACAAUGGCUAUUCUGGGAAACCCCAUAGCGCGUAAACAUGGCCAGAGUGUGUGAGCGCGGUCGAGAUCCAAACAUUCGCGAUGGCUUCGCCGUGCCAGAAGGGCGGGAUGCGGCUGAGCGAAGCCCUCGACAACAUGCAGCUCGCUUACAACCCCAUCACGAAGCAGCUGCAUUUCGUGAGCCCUAAAGUGGAAAAGCCCUCGGAAGACACUUCAGACGACCUCGAUAAGUUGUCUAAGAAGAGCAGUUUCAGUGAUGAAGGGAACUUUUCGAUAUCAACAUGUGAGAAAAGUGACACAAGUGAUUCCCCAAAAAGUACAUUGAACUGGGGAGGUAGUGUGAGUGGCCAUCAGAGAGGCAAAGAUGGUGGUUCGUUUUCGAGCACAGUGUCGAGUCUUUCUGAGUGUUCGUUGGGAUCUAGUGCCUCUAAGGAGGAUAUUGGUGAAGUGUCGUCGGACCAGGACCAGGCUAAGCUAAAGAAGAAAGGAUUGUCUGGAUUUUUUAGCCGAGGCGUAUUUCCGUGGAAGAGCAGCUCAUCUUCCAAAACCAGUACCUCCCCCACAUCAACACCGAGCUGGCGUCUCUUCGGCAGUCGGUCCAGCGGUAACCUGCCUCGAGAGCCAGCCCCUGCGCCGCCCGCGCCGGCGACGCCACAUCAUCAUCGGAGGCAGGGGAGCUCGGCUAGUGACAAGCAGUUUGAGGACCUGGUGGCUAGCUCUAUUGCGCUCAUACAGCAUGACAGACCAUCAAACCUCCCCGCGAAAACUACAGAAGAAGCCCUCAGGCACAAACAGGAGCACGCUCGGAUACUGGAAGCGGCGCGGCGGCGCGUCGAGCGAGAAUCGGCAGCGAGACUCGCGCGCCUGCAAGAAUCGCUGCGGCAGGAGGAGCGGCUGGCGCGGCAUGCGCGCGAGUGGCAGGCCAUCCUGCCAGACUGGCCCGCACAGAAAAACGCAAAGCGCACCCAAGAGCUAUGGUGGAGCGGCCUGCCCCCCUCCAUCCGCGGCAAGGUCUGGCAGCUCGCCAUCGAAAACAAGCUCCAGAUCACCCACCACCACUACCGCGAGUUCGUCGCCAAAGCCAAGCAGAGGCUACACGAAGCACAACUCAGAAGAAAAAGGUUGAAGAUCCACAGAGAAUCAGAGGAAAAGACUGAAGAUAACCGCUUAGGCUUACCCAGAAACUUUAGCGAGCAGAACUUAAAAUGCCACAGUGAUACCACCCCCAAGUGCUGUUCGAAAUCGAAUCCAAACCUGAUAGAGAGAAGUGAUGAGUGUUCGAUGGAGCUGAUAGAGCUCGACAUCGCGCGGACGUUUCCUCAGUUGUGUAUAUUUCAACCGGGCGGGCCCUAUUUCACGGUGCUGCAUGAGCUGCUGGCGGCUUAUGUGUGUUACCGGCCCGAUGUUGGUUAUGUACAGGGUAUGUCAUUCAUUGCGGCUGUGCUGAUCUUAAACAUGGAGGCGCCGUGUGCCUUCGUUUGCUUCGCUAACCUAUUGGAGCAACCCGUACUCAAGGCAGCUUUUACCCGCGACGGCAACACUAUGCAGCGCUUCUGGCGAGCGUACACCCGUCUGCUCAAGCACAACCUGCCCUCCCUGGCGGACAUGCUGGCGCCGGAGCUGUACCUGCUGGAGUGGCUGUACACCGCCUUCGCCAAGGCCAUGCCGCUCGACGCCGCCUGUCGCGUGUGGGACGUCUUCCACCGUGACGGCGGCACCUUCCUGUUUAACACGGCGCUAGGCAUCCUCCACCUAUACCAAGACUCGCUCCUGGACAUGGACUUCAUCUCCGCCGCGCAGUUCCUCACCAAGCUCCCCGACGACCUCGACUCCGAAGCGUUAUUCCGCAGCAUCAGCGCCAUCAAUAUGACGCUAGACGGUAUGACGUUUGAAGAGUUAGUACUCAGCGAGCAGUGUGAAGAUGAAGAUGUCAGGUUAUGAUGACGGCUGGUUGAGUUUUUUGAUAUGUUUAUAUCCAAAGUCGGGUUAUAGUGACGUUUCAGCAGCCUAAAGAAGCGACACUGGUCACAAAUACAUGUAUGAAAUGUCCAACAUUCAUU
This is a messenger RNA of Leguminivora glycinivorella, 2222 nucleotides long. RefSeq names its product TBC1 domain family member 12-like. The coding region runs from base 244 to 2103 and encodes 619 amino acids. The record is from RefSeq and is a predicted model, not a curated record. The transcript has 7 exons. NCBI's taxonomy places the organism in Eukaryota, Metazoa, Arthropoda, Insecta, Lepidoptera, Tortricidae.